AUGUCGCAAGUAUUAAGACUUCCUGAAGAAUUGUACAAAAAAUAUAGCAUCACCGAAUCAUUUGUAUCCGGUAUUUUAGAUCUUCACUUUCCAUUAGACGAUCCUGUAUAUGCCAAACAGAUUGUUGGCACUUUAAUAAGCAAUGAAUGGGAAAGAAGAAGUAAAUUAAUAACUCAAAAUAUCGUUUGGCGAAGCCCUAGUAAUACCUAUCAAAAGAUUAAUGAAUUACAACUUCUUUUUCAACUUGAAUUGCCUAAUUAUCUACCCUCUUCCGUAUUCGAAAUUUCUUACGACUUAAAAGCAAUCAUCAAACGAAAAUCCAGUAUAUUGAAUUUUCGUGGUUCAACGAAAUCCAUUAUAAUUCGUUGUCCAAUAACCAGAUAUUCUUUACUUCCAACAAUUCCAACUCUAACCCAAUUCUCAAAUUAUGAUGACCCUUCUGCUGUCUCUCGAGGAAUUGGGUUUUUCGUGUUAAUAGAGCAUAAUGAGUUUAGUCAAUUAAUACCAAUUAGUAUUGAUUUUGGAUUGAUUUUUUAUAAACUUGAUUUAGAAAUUAAAGAAGUAAUGUUAGGAGUAAAGCAAUGUAUCAUUAUUGAAGGUGAAGAAACAGGGAUAAUGAAAAAUGCAUAUAUUUUUAAAAGAUUUAUUAAAUGUGAUGAAAUUAAAAAUAGAUUAGAUCAUAAUAAUGAAUAUAAAUCUAAUGUAAGAUUUGAAAUUCCUCCACAAAAUGACACAAAACUUCUUGAUUGGCGCGGGGCUCGACUUAGCGUUAAUCAUAGUCAUUUAAAAAUUUCCCAUAAAAUUAAAUUCAAAGUAAAAUUUGGUUUUUUUGGAGGAAAAGAUAUUAAAUGGAAAAAAGAUGUUAAAAUUGAAAAUAUGAUGAAAUGGAUUUAA
Messenger RNA from Diversispora eburnea, 894 nucleotides. NCBI's taxonomy places the organism in Eukaryota, Fungi, Glomeromycota, Glomeromycetes, Diversisporales, Diversisporaceae. The record is from the annotation of a GenBank genome assembly.